This is a messenger RNA of Sungouiella intermedia, 2697 nucleotides long. The record is from the annotation of a GenBank genome assembly. NCBI's taxonomy places the organism in Eukaryota, Fungi, Ascomycota, Pichiomycetes, Serinales, Metschnikowiaceae.
AUGUCCGCCCAAGACGAUCUCCGUAGCCUUUUCUCUGACUUUUCUGAUAACGAUCUGGUUAUUGACCAAAUCGACGCCGAGCUUAACGAAGCCCUCAGGGAGCAACUGGCUAAUGAAUCAGCUAGUGCUGCGGUUGUGAAAUACCCUCUUCCAGAUUAUUCUGUUGCUCUUCAGCCUACUGCUUUGCAUCCUAAUGAUCCUCUCUCUGUUGAUGAGCUGGCCUGGUUCCAAUUUCCCAAAAUGUCUGAACCCAUCACCGAACCCACUAACAAUUUUCAACCUGUCCCAACUAUGCAACCCAUUGAAAUUAAACCCAUUCCUGGUUCCACUGAACCCAACCCUGAUACUCUUGCUGCUACUUAUCUGCUUCUGGAAAUUUUCCCUUCCUCUCCUAAUGAAGUCUUUUCUGAAUUCAUGAACUUAAACACUCCUGUCGAAACUACUCUCAAGCCUUCAACAAAUUCUUUCACUUACAACUUUUUUGGUGAAGAUGUGGGUUCUAAGCUUGUUCCCUUAUGUGACUCUACUAAACUCUCUCCUCAUGACCAGCCUGUCCCGAUUUUCACUAAAGUAUCUACUGAACCACCUGUUCCCAUGGAGCCUGCCACCAUGGACCCCAAAGAUUCCUUUGUUCCAUUCUUCAAUGGGGGCUUUGAUACCGUUGAGUUUGAGCAAUUUUGCAUUGGGGAAUCACUCCCUGUUUCCGGCCUUAAGAAUACCGAGCUAGCCCUGCCUUUGGACGCUGAUGCCUUGAUCCCACUUUUCGGAGAAACAAGUUUCCUAAACACAGAAAACAUCACCGACGAUAUGCUUGUUGACCCUCACAACAAUGCAUCUGCCACCAUUAGAAAUAAUGAGCCUUGUGACUACACUCACUCUCCAGAUUUCAACAUCACUUGGGAGGAGGAGAAGGAAGCCAAGUUGUCUGCUAAUAAGAUUGACUUCAGUGAACAAACCCAAGCUGCUUUCAAAGCACAACAAGUAGCCUCUCCUCUGGAUUUGAUGGACGACAUCUUUGCCGAAAUUGGUUUCUUUCCUGGUCUGUACCCUCAGACCGAUGCUAUCAAUUUUUCAAAAGGUGCUAACGAUCCUUUAAUUGUCCCUAUUCAAGACAAUAUAUACUCCCAGCAGUUCAGUGAUCAAACAUUAUGUGCUCAAGAUUAUAUUGAACAGUAUUCAUAUCCUGAAGCCAACCAAAAUGCCUUCGGCGAGGACACCUUGGUUGAUUUGGAAGGUGCUAUUGCUGAGCCCCAACCUUCUGAGGUUACUGUUGGAAAGAUUGAUGAAUUGUCUCUCCAACAAUCUGUCAAUUCCUUCACCACAGUUAAGAAAGUGCCUCGUCCUAAAGAGGCUCUGGUUUUUAUUCACAGACGGCGUCCGAAUACAUUCAGACCCAGGAGCAUCAAACACAUGGCAGUCAAGUCCCAGAAUUUGGCAAAGGCAGAUCUAUCGACUCUUACAAAGUCUGCUGGCUCCAAAGCCACUACAACAGCAACAAAAUUAGAGCGUAUUAAUGAUGUUUCUAAGCCUAUUAACUAUACUUACACAGAUGCCCGUGUGAUGAAGAGCAAUGCUGCAAAGUUCAAAAGACUUUCCAGUGUUCCCAGGGCCAGCCAAGCCCGUGUGAUUAAGCAGAUCAGUGAGGCUGCCGAGGCUCAGGCUGCUGCUAAAGCUGCCGUACAAGCACUUGCUGUUGCUCAGACACACGCAGACGAAGCUGCUAAGGCUGCUGAGGCUGCUGAACGGCAACUUUAUGAUGCUCAGAAUCACGCUAAUCAGCAAUUCACCUAUGACACUUGCCAAAACGACUAUCAGCCUCUGCAAUUCUCUCAACACUAUCACAGGCUGAUCUCUCAAAAUGGGGUGCUGAGCCAGAACUACGGUAACCAGAGCCUCUCAUACCCACAGGCACAAGAUGGAUACUCCGGUGAUCAGACCCCAGUUCAGUUCCACCAUAAGAUCGACCCUCCAAGAAAAAAGCCUAAGACUAGCGGCAAGGCUAGAAGCUGGAGCCCAAGAAUCAAACCAGAACUCGAGUAUCCUCUCGAAAGCAUUCCAUACUACAUUGAAGAUGCUUCUCAGCUAACUAACAAUGCAAGAGCGUUGGAACUAAAUCCUGGUCAACACCGCGACAAAUGCAUUGAGCUUUACGAAGGUCAGAAGAAGAGAGAGCUUCAGACUAUUGUGAGAACUAGAUAUGUCAGAGACAAGAACGCUUUCUUGAAUCUCAAGCACAAAGAUGUCUUCUAUGAGUACAAUGACUACUUUGACGUCAGCAGACCCUAUCAACAGCAAUUCACCAGAGUUGAACUCGAGGAUGGAUCUCCCAAAAAUGAAACUAGAUGUGCCUUGUGUGCCUAUUGUGAGCAUCCUAGCUUCUUCGAAUUGAAGAACCUGUGCUACGCUCAACACAUGAGCCAUCUGCAUGGCAUCUACACAGAUGACUAUUUGGCUCCAAAUCCAGUUCAAGCUGGUCGUUAUGCUGUGGCCAAGAAUGCUAAUCCCAAUAGAAAAACAAUUGCUAGGGUUAGAGAGCAUGAAUGUGUUGUGUGUCCAGUGUGUUACAAUCUUUCAGAAGUGAGGUGCUGGUCGUCUACUUCAAAGCACAAGCCACUUCUGAAUUAUCUUAGACACUUUAAAGAAUGUCACCGUAUCGGGAGACAAAAAAGUACAUUCUUUGAUGGAUAUUCAUACUAA